ACAAUCUCUUAUGUUCUUAUGAUAUCGAUUUUAUGCAUAUUUGCAUUUAGUGGGCUUCUUUUUCAGAUGGAAAACUAUUUGUUUUUGAAUUAAUGCAAUUUGAGUUUAUGUUUAAUUUUUCUUUUUUUGUUUCUCUCAUUCUGCUGAGUUUUUAGAUACCUAUGACUGAAUUUGCUGGAAAUUGAUUACCAUUGCGAAGUUCGUGACUUUGUUUUCUGUGAAAUUUGCUGGAAUUGGGUAAUUGUAAUUUAAAUAAUUGCUGAGCGAAGGGGAAUUCUUUGAAGUUCUGUUGGGAGGAAUCUUGUUAGGAGUAUCUUGGCAUUGCUACUCAUUAUAUUCUGUCUAUAAAAUUGGAUCUUUGAUAGAUUGCAUCUUAUCUUAUGCAAGGUAUUUGUAUAAUUCUCUAAUGGUAUUUGUAUAGAAGAAAAUACGAUAUCGGUUGCCAGGUUUGCCUUGUAUCCGAUGAAUCAGAAAAAAAAAAGUUACUUUCACCACCUUUUCAUUGCUUGUAAGUGAUGUGGUCCCUUAAAAGGCUUGUAUCAUGGGUUUCUGAUGAGCAUUUGCUGACUAUAGUAGCUAAAAGUUUCGAAAAUGCAGCUUACUGAAUGCUUUAAUGUUAAAUAAUUUGUUUAAUAACCUUAUUUGCUCUGGUAAAUUAUUUUAUAAUGAUUGAUGAAGUGCUAGUUCUAUAUCAGAUGGUGCAUCAAGGUGGCAUUAGGUGAGGGCGGAGUGAUGGAGAACUAACCGAGCUUGUAAUUGGGAUGUGCAACAAAAAUCUAGUGUACUUGCCUAGGGAAGGUCUUAGAUGUUUCUUUGAAAAGUUUUGGAAAAGCUUGUAGUGAAAGAAGAGUGGUGGUUAUCAGGAAUAGUUACUAAAAGGAGUCACGAAGUAGAUCCAUGUGGAUGGGGGAAGGCUUGAUGGCUAUGAUUAUUGUGAUCGAAAAAUCUAUAGCUCUUGUUUAAGCCAUUAAGCAAGAGAUAUUAUUAACUCUUCCUUAAGCUAGUGUUCAUAAGAUUUUUUGAUUUAAAAAUAUACUAGUAAUAGGAUCCUUAGAUGUGACGAUCCAGGACCUUACCCAAAAAGGUUAGCUGCAAGACUCUAUCUGGUUCAUCGGUCCAAUAUAAGUACCCAAUAUCUACCUAAUACAUAGCUAAUGUGGGACUAAAUAUACACCUGCAUAGGUCCUCACACACUCUCCUCAUUUAAGCUCUGUUGUCCUCGCCAGGAUAAGAGUUCAAAUCUAAUUAAAUCUAAUCUCCAACACUACAAUUGAUCUGUGGUUAGUUCUAAAAGGGCCCAUGCAGCCAUGUCUUCUAGUCCACAUGGGCUAUUGGCAGAGUCCACUCUAAUUCCAUUUGUCACUACCCUAGAAUUCGUCCAAAAGGCUAUUCGAAAGCUAUUAUUCGAAAGAGGUUGGUUCUCGACUGGUGAUUCUAACCUGCGCGCCUUGAGGGGGUGGUAGAUUACGUGUGGUUUCUUGCAUCUCUCUGCCUCUGUGUUCAAUAUUUCAGGGGAUCUUUUGUUCAAAUAAGUCAACUGUCAAUAUAAACGGGGAAAUCAGUUGUUUAGUCAGUAAUGAGUUGUUUUUCUUUCAUAUGCAAAAGGAAAAGGACUUUACAGAGACAAACUCAUCAAGGCAAUGAAGAUAUUCCUGGCAUUGAAAAUGUAAGAAUCUACUCUUAUAACGAAUUGAGAAAUGCUACCGGAGAUUUUAGCACUGCUAACAAAGUUGGUGAAGGAGGUUUUGGCUCUGUCUACAGGGGAAGGCUUAGAGAUGGGACUACUGUUGCCAUAAAGGUUCUCUCCUCUGAGUCAAGGCAAGGAGUGCGGGAGUUUUUGACUGAGCUUACUGUGAUCUCCGGCAUCUUGCAUGAGAAUCUUGUUAAGUUGUAUGGUUGCUGUGUUGAAGGAACCAACAGAAUACUUGUUUACAAUUAUCUUGAGAACAAUAGCCUUGCGCAAACCCUUCUUGGUUCUGGCCACUGUAACAUUCAGUUCAACUGGAGAGCACGAGUUAAAAUCUGCAUCGGCAUUGCUCGUGGACUUGCAUUUCUUCAUGAGGAAGUCCAGCCUCACAUUGUUCAUCGGGAUAUUAAAGCAAGUAAUAUUCUUCUUGAUAAGGAUCUUACCGCCAAAAUUUCGGAUUUUGGUUUGGCAAGGUUUCUGCCUGCAAAUACAACCCAUGUCAGCACUAGAGUUGCAGGAACAAUAGGGUAUCUUGCACCAGAAUAUGCAGUUCGGGGUCAAGUUACAAGAAAGUCAGACGUUUAUAGUUUUGGCGUUCUUCUUUUAGAAAUAGUUAGUGGAAGAUGUAACACUAACACAAGACUACCUUAUGAAGAUCAGUUUCUUCUCGAAAGGUUCCCAGAUAUCAUGCAUGGGCUUCUCAUCUUGCAGACGUGGGCACUAUACGAGCAAAAUGAGUUGCGGAACAUUAUAGAUUCUUCUUUAACUGAUGAUUUAGACAUAGAAGAAGCCUGCAAGUUUUUAAAGGUCGGACUCCUAUGCACCCAAGAUGCCGCAAAGCUUCGCCCCCAAAUGUCCGAUGUCGUCAAGAUGCUGACCGGUGAGAAGGACGUCGAAUCAGAGAACAUCACGAAGCCUGGUCUGGUCAGUGAUUUCAUGGACCUCAAAGUUAGAAGUCAGAAGAGGCCUGAUGAGGCCGGUAUAUCCACCAUGUCCUCUGCCGUCGAGACUUCACCUCUUUCAUCAGAGAAAACGACAUAUGCAUCCAUUACCUUCACUGCAAUAUCUGAGCGAGACUGAACCUUGAGAAGGUAUAACUGGCAGAAAAAGAUAUUGCUGUCAAAGUUCGUGGCUCAUGUAGAUUCCAUGCAACAAUAUUUUUUUAAAAAUUAUUUUUUUGCCUUAUGUUUUCAUCUUUAACCACAAUUUAUGUUCUGUAAAUAUACACAGCCAAAUAAGUUAACGCUGGGAACUGUGGAAGUAUAAACGAAUUAGAGGACAUUGUCUGAUUUAUUUGAGCAGAAAACUUUAUUUGAGAUAAUUGCUUCUAAUUACUCA
Molecule: messenger RNA, 3025 nt
Organism: Phoenix dactylifera (date palm)
Lineage: Eukaryota; Viridiplantae; Streptophyta; Magnoliopsida; Arecales; Arecaceae
Source: RefSeq, a predicted model, not a curated record